AUGAAAUCGUUAAAACAACAACCUCCAUCAUAUUGUUAUUCUUCGAUCCUUCUAUAUUAUUUAAUAUGCAUAUCAAGUAUUAUCUCAUUGGUAUCAAGUCAAUGUUACGACGUGACAAAUCCAUUCGAUAAUAAAUUGGGGAGAUUUUCAUCAUGUGCAACCGUAAAGGACGAUAAAAAUUCAUUACUACUAGACAGCACCGACGUCAAUAAUACCAGUGCUGAUGAUAAGAGCAAUAUGAUUAAAAUUUUGUUUAAUUGUGGAGACAACAAUGAUCCAAAACACUGCGAAAAGGCAAAGCUCGCUUUCGAAGAGGCAGCAACAUUUAUCACCAGCACCAUAGACCUACAAGUUCCAAUCACGUUGAACGCCUCAUUUUUUAAUAUAUGCGGUGUAAUGGUUGUUUUGCUGGGCGCUGCCGCUCCAUCAAGGUACAUUCCAUUAUUGGACGACGACGACGUGGUCAGAUUGUAUCCUCAAGCACUAGCAAAACAAUUUAAAUUCGAUACACAUCUCGAGUACAUGCCAAUUGAUAUCGUGACCGGAUUCAAUUCAGCCAUUGACAUAUUUUGGUUCAAAGGCGAUCCACCAAUAAGAGAUGAUCAAGUAGAUUUCGUAUUAGUUGUGACUCAUGAAAUGUUACAUGGAUUAGGAUUCUUAUCAAGUUGGAAUGAUUAUUAUACACUUGAUGUAGUAAAAGGUCUAACACCGUUCCCUAGUUUCUUGAUGAAGGAUUUUGAGGAAAUCAAAGGCGAGGUGACAUUUACCGGAUUUCAAGAAAAUUGUUUCGAUAGACGUCUACAGUUAGCAUCAAACAAUGAACCAUUAUACAACACUGUAUUAAAAUUGAACACAUUUGCUGGUGGUGUUGAAAACAAAACUAAAUUUAGCAGCUAUGACGAUUUCGCUAAUCAGUUUACGAAUUCUUCAAUUUUCCAAGAGUAUGCGGUGGGUAUCUUAAAUACAUCUACAACACCUGACACCAUACUAUUCAAGGCUCAUGAUGACGACGAAGAUAAAAUUUUUAUUGAAACAACAUUUUCACCGUUUAAACCUGGAUCUAGUAUGUCACAUUUAGAUAAUAUCACAAAUAACCAUACCGUUGACUUUGUAAUGAUGUGGAAAGCUGCCAGAGGUGUUACGGUGGCAAAUAUUACAGCCGCAAAUGGUGGUAAUACCACGUAUACAAACUUGCUCGGGCCUAGAGCCAUAAGAGUUUUGGAAACUUUAGGGUAUCAAACUGCAACUUAUCGCACACCUUAUAGGCCAAAAGCAGCUGUAGUUUCUGAUGAUAAUAACAAUACUACUUCUUCUUAG
Molecule: messenger RNA, 1317 nt
Organism: Entrophospora candida
Lineage: Eukaryota; Fungi; Glomeromycota; Glomeromycetes; Entrophosporales; Entrophosporaceae
Source: the annotation of a GenBank genome assembly